Molecule: messenger RNA, 458 nt
Organism: Pimephales promelas (fathead minnow)
Lineage: Eukaryota; Metazoa; Chordata; Actinopteri; Cypriniformes; Leuciscidae
Source: RefSeq, a predicted model, not a curated record
CGAACAAAAUGGGAGUGGCCACACACCUGUCAGACCUGUUCCUGAUACAUGACUCCAGCAGAAUUCUCAUAUGCAUUAGUCUUUUGUUCAACCUGUGCUCGUGGAGCUGAAUAAGGAUGGCGGAAACACCGAACCCUGCCACUACCUCCUUCCCAGCACCGACUAUUUCUCUACCCGUCGGAGUGGAAAUACUGAGGACGUAUUCCGGGGCCCUGAUUUGUUUGGAAAUUGUGUUUGGAGGAUUGGUGUGGAUAUUAGUAGCAUCAACAAAUGUGUCCGUGCCAUUGUUGCAGGGAUGGGUGAUGUUUGUGUCUGUAACCAUGUUCAUCUGUUCAUCUGCAUACCUCGCCCUGUUUCUGCUGGGCCUAGCUGACAAGAUUAACAUUGACUGGAAUUUCAUGGUAAGUGUGUAUUUCUUUACAAAUGCACAGUGCUCAGACUAACUCUAACACAGACAU